This is a messenger RNA of Gopherus evgoodei (Goodes thornscrub tortoise), 5997 nucleotides long. RefSeq names its product DnaJ heat shock protein family (Hsp40) member C7 (gene DNAJC7). The record is from RefSeq and is a predicted model, not a curated record. The coding region runs from base 82 to 1674 and encodes 530 amino acids. Gene Ontology annotation, molecular function: protein binding. The transcript has 15 exons. NCBI's taxonomy places the organism in Eukaryota, Metazoa, Chordata, Testudines, Testudinidae.
UGUUACAGUAGCACCUAGGAGCACCCUUCGGGGAUCAGGGACACGCUGUGUAAGGCGCUGAACAGACACCAAGAACUCGUCAUGCUGCAUCGCCGGGUGCCCCUCACGUCCAGUGUCACUCUGCACCCGGCAUCCGCUCCAUGUUGGGCCAGUCUCAGGGUCCCGGCCGGCGGUAAGAUGGCGGCGGCGGCGGCGGCCGAGUGCGAUGUGAUCAUGGCGGCGCCCGAGGGGCCCGGGCUGCUGGGCGGCGAGGAGCAGACGCGCAGAGAAGCAGAGUCUUUCAAGGAACAAGGAAAUGCUUAUUAUGCCAAGAAAGAUUACAAUGAAGCAUACAACUACUACACAAAAGCCAUAGACGCAUGUCCUAACAAUGCCAGUUAUUACGGGAACAGAGCAGCCACCCUGAUGAUGAUGGGGAAGUUCCGGGAAGCACUGGGAGAUGCUCAGCAGUCAGUCCGAUUGGAUGAUACCUUUGUACGGGGACAUGUACGGGAAGGGAAGUGUCACCUCUCUCUCGGGAAUGCCAUGGCUGCCAGCCGCUGCUUCCAGCGAGUUCUAGAACUGGAUCACACGAACCCUCAGGCACAACAAGAGCUGAAGAAUGCGAGUACUGUGCUGGAAUACGAGAGAAUAGCUGAAAUUGAUUUUGAGAAACGAGAUUUCAGGAAGGUCGUGUUCUGCAUGGACCGUGCUUUGGAGUUUGCUCCUGCCUGUCAUCGGUUCAAAAUCCUCAAGGCCGAAUGUUUGGCACUGCUGGGUCGCUAUCCAGAAGCACAGUCGGUAGCUAGUGACAUCUUAAGGAUGGACUCCACAAACGCAGAUGCCCUUUAUGUCCGAGGUCUUUGCCUUUACUAUGAAGACUGUAUCGAGAAGGCCGUGCAGUUCUUCAUCCAGGCACUUAGGAUGGCCCCUGAUCACGAGAAAGCAUGUCUCGCCUGCCGAAAUGCCAAAGCCCUUAAAGCAAAGAAAGAAGAUGGAAAUAAAGCAUUUAAAGAAGGCAAUUACAAACUAGCAUAUGAACUGUACACAGAGGCACUGGGGAUAGACCCAAAUAACAUAAAAACAAAUGCCAAACUCUACUGUAACCGGGGGACGGUUAAUUCAAAGCUUAGGAAACUAGAAGAUGCAAUAGACGACUGCACAAAUGCAAUAAAACUGGAUGACACGUACAUCAAAGCGUACCUGAGGAGAGCACAGUGUUACAUGGACACAGAACAAUACGAAGAUGCUGUGAGGGAUUAUGAAAAAGUUUACCAGACAGAGAAAACGAAAGAACACAAGCAAUUCCUAAAGAAUGCACAGGUGGAACUGAAAAAGAGCAAAAGGAAAGACUACUAUAAAAUCCUCGGGGUGGACAAAAAUGCCUCCGAAGAUGAGAUCAAGAAGGCCUACAGGAAACGGGCACUCAUGCACCACCCAGACCGGCACAGUGGGGCGAGCGCAGAAAUACAGAAAGAAGAGGAGAAGAAGUUUAAAGAAGUCGGAGAAGCCUUCACCAUCCUGUCAGAUCCCAAGAAGAAGGCUCGCUACGACAGUGGGCAGGAUCUGGAGGAGGAUGGCAUGAACAUGGCAGAUUUUGAUGCUAACAAUAUCUUCAAGGCUUUCUUUGGUGGGCCAGGUGGCUUCAGUUUUGAAGCUUCUGGGCCAGGAAAUUUCUUUUUCCAGUUUGGCUAAACUAAAAACAUACAAACCACAAACACCCACCUGAAAUGCUCGUUUUAACCUUGAAUAUGGACAUAAUUAGACUCCUGCCUUCAUCAUGUCUCAUUGUACUUAGAGCAGUUUCAUUUUCUCAGUUGGAGACCUCUCUGUUGUGUGCUUUGUGUGAGAAGAGGAAACCAAUGCUGAAGAGAGGGGGGCGGGGAAGGCUUGUGAAUUUUGUUUUACUGUUAACUUUAUUAAAAAAAAUAAAAUGUUUUGAAUCAUUUGGUCCCUCCAUGCUGGCCCAUGUUUUCAGACUGUUCGGACUUCCUCCAGGGUCCUGUUGCUGGCAACCCAGCUUGUUCAUGGCUCCUUUUGGUUGGUUCCAGAGUGCAGGAUGGCACAACAUCAGGGUUUCUGGAACCCCAUUUUCACUUGUAAGUAACUGAAUCGUAACAGGGUUUUUAUAACAUCCAAGCAGCUACGUCCUGUUUGCCAGCUGCAGUUUUGUUUGCUGUGGCUAUGCGAGAAUGUACACCCGGGCAUUAAUGUAAAUGAUAAACAGGGAUCUUAAUGUUUUUGUACUGGAGAGAAAUCCUCCUUCAGAUUUACGGGAGCCGCCGAUACGAGAGAGCUCCCUAUGGGGCAGCUAGAAAUGAGUGCUCUAAAUGCGCCCACUCCAAGACACCCCGUCUUUGUUUAAGGGGAUAUUUAAUUUGGUCUGGGGUGAAUUUCUUUUCAGUUCCUCUUUAUAAUUCAUUCACUUGAUCAUUUAAUUGCAGCAUAUGAGAUUAAAAAAUGGCUUUGCUGGGUUUGAUUGGUUUGUUUCUACGGUCUAAAAAUAGUCUUUAUGACGUUUUUCCAUAUUGCAUAUCCGUAAUGCAGGCUGCCCAUUUCCAACUUGUAAAAACGCACAGCAUGUUUGAAGAAUGGUUACUAUGGGCUCAGUGAACUAUUGGUAACGUUUACAGAAAUUGGUGUCUGUUUUUAAUGUAACACAACUGCGUGAGUUUUAAAUGGCAUUCCAAGUGUUUUACAGGAACAAAGAAAUUCCAAGUUGUAGCAGAAACUGUGGGCUGAUGGUGCAUAACUUGCCUCACUGCCUCUUUGUGCCAGCCUGUGUGAUCUGUCGAUGAGCUGAAGCCAGAGCGGCAUGCAGACACGUACUCCCGAACACAGAACUGACGUGCUUUUAGAGCGUUGCCUGGCUUCUCACGCCAACACUGCCCUUUGGUGUUUACUGUGGAUUGGGGUCAUGCCCUGCCCUGAUACUGGCUGUGAGGGGAGCCUGGCUCUGUGGAGUGAUUCCUGUUUCCAUAUAGUAAAGAACUCAUGUAACUAGAAUCAUCUCCACUGAACGAAUGCGCCACCUGUGAAGUAGUUUUGGAGAUCUUCACAGUAGCCUUAUGUCUGAUGGGAUUUUCAGUGGCCUUUACCAUAGAUGUGGAGUUUGCGUUUGUAGAAAUAAUUGCUAGAUAAAUGCUAACCAGCACUGGCCCGAACAGGCAGAACCAUUUCUGAGGAAGAUUCUCUUGUGAUUGUGUUAAACUGCAAUUGCUGUUUUGUAGAGACAGUUGUUGAAAAGCUGCAUCUCGUUUGGCUGAGAGUGCAGACGGGUUGUGCAUAAAUGUAAAUGUAAGGACGUAGGUGGUACUCGAAGAAAUCUUUCUAUCUAGCAGAUCUGACUGGCUGACUGACUUUGUGUGUGGUAUUACAGAAAACAGUUGACUUCCAAUUCACAUUCCCUUAAUAUCUUCCCUCCAGUCAAGGGCUGGACGCCUCCUUCAAUUCAGUUGGCUGCAGGAUUGCCAGAUUGCAAUGCCAGGCAUGUGUCUCUCUCAGAUGGCAUAGAAAUGCAGGGUACUGCCACCAAAAAAGUAAGUCCUGCUGCUGCUUCUAUCAGAAAUAUGACAAUCUGCUCUCAUGGAGGGCAGAUCUAAGGGCUUAAUUCCAGUUAUUGCAGCCCAAUAUCAGCAAAGGAAGUUCAUGAGCCAGCACUGAGAAAUGGUUUAGAAGACUGAGACCCCCACAGCAUUUAUUCUUCUCCCUCACACCAGUGUAACUUGAUGGACUCAACCUUGUGACUCUGGUGUAAGGGAGAGCGGAGUAGGGUGCCAGAAUCUUACCAACUCCCGUAGGUUAAAUGUCUUGGGGCAUAAAAGUUGAUCUGCAUUUUGAAACUUUCUGUGGUUUUUUUGCAAAUCAAAGUUUACGUGACAUCACUUCGGUGGGAUGUUCGGGAUUCACAGCUGCACCGUUUGGAAUCAUCUCAGAUUCUAUGAGCAGAGUACAGAGACAUUUCUUGCAUUUCGUCAAUGUUCUUUUUUAGUUAAGUGUUGGCUGACUUCCCUGCUCCCCACUUCUAAAAAAGACAGUUCUUUCGGGCGUGAAGAGGGGACAUAUACACAGCAGAUAUUUAUAUGAACUGUACACGACUGCAUGAUUUAUUGUAGUUAAAUAUUAAUAUGGUGAGUGCCAAGACUUUUUAAAAAGCACUACUGUGAGACUAAACGUGAAUGCAAACUUCCAUUCACUUUGCAGAGUGCAUUCUAACACUAGUGGAAAUUCAGUAAUUGUACUGUUAUCUCAGGACAGUAGCAAAUGAUUAUUGUGGCACAUGUAUAUUAAAAUUGCAGCCUCCCUCUUGUGUUAACACAGUAGCUUGGACAGGGGGAACUUUCUUUCGGACCAUAUCAGCCUAGAUGUGUGUGUGGUUUAAAACAUUGCAGUCACACUUUACAGUUACUGAGCUGAGUGUUGGGUUCAAAUCCUGGUCAGGCACAGACACAACCCGAACUCCAAAAAUGAGUUUAAGAACAUUAAGCUGCUUCUAGCUCCCUUUCUGUGGGCUCUUUCUCGGCUGACUGUGCUGUGUCAGGGGGAGGGCUCUUUAUCAGCACACUUGGAGUUUUGCUCCAAGGACGGACUUUUUUUGGAGCUACAGGCUCUGUUUAAUGCAACUAUUUACAAGAGCAAUUUGCAGAGAUUUUGGGGGCAACAUAAUUAAGUAGUUCAUGAACCAGUGUAAGUCCCCAGAGCACUUUGGCAUCCAGCUAGAAUGAGGAUUGAGAGCCACUUGGCUGUAGUUUCUUUCCAGCAAUCAGUGUUUACCAAGCUGGUCUUCAGAUAAAUGAAUGACUGAAGUAUUCAGACCACCCAGUGGCUUGCUCUCUUGGCAGAUUACCUCCUCACUUCUUUAACACUAAGGGUUCGGCAACAGAUCUGCUUUGAAUAGACUUGUGUUCUUCCAGCUCAGAAAAACAAGUUUGUGUGUCACGCCACCUUUAGAUUCCCUGGUCUAGUGCUAAAGUCCAGCUCCCUCAGUACUGAAACUGGUUCUGAAAAGCAACAAACCCAACGCUAGUAAGAACUAUGACCCUGCUCUAAAUCUCAGAUCAUUUACAUGCAACAGCAGCUCUGCUGGGAGCAGAUUUUCCCGUUAGAACCUACUCCCUAGAACAGAGGAACAUACAUAUGGGUUGAGAUAGUAAGUAGGGAACCUUUUGGCUCCACCCUUCCCUAGUUUUCCCCAGCUGUGCACACAGUUGGAUACGAUCUUCCUGAUAAGCUGGGUACUGGCACACAGAACUGACUGCAUCCAAAUGCAGACUAGUAGCGGGAGUGCUAAGCUGGCUUGUCUGUUCCACAAGUGGUAGAAUGUUGUUGGGCUAGAGCUUUGGUUGAUGGCACAAAAAUACUGUUGUUUGUCAGCUUCCAUCUUUCACAUUCUGUGGCUGGGCAGGCACUGUGACUGACAGGCACUCUUAAACUGAUACCCCCUCUUACUCUCUGCUUUCACUUAAUGGCUCGUGCUAUGCAAGAAAGGUGAAAAUGGUAAGAGUGUGAAGCAAUGCUUUUGCAGUGCAAAAUGGCAACCUGAACACCUUUUGUUGCAUGCAUAAUAUCUGCUUUAUUGUAAAGAGACUUUAAAGAGUACUAGAGGCAAAAGCUGAUACAGAUGUGAAGCCCCUCAGAGAGGACAUCUGCCCCUGUGCUGUAGUAUUUAAUUGAAUUUAAGGAAUAGAGUCUGUAUGUUUACCUCAGCGUAAAGAUUUAGCCUCUCCCUGGAGAGGAAGGUUAUUGCAUGAAGCAAUCUGUAUUCUAGAUCGCUCUCCUAACUGCCCAGCCCUCUUAAGGCAGGCUUCACAUUGGUAUAAACACUGUCCCUCUUCGGGCCCUUUACCUUUCUAGGCUGUGAAGGGUAAAAAAUGUGAAUAUUUGUUGUUUACUUCAUUAGGCAUAAUUCAUAUGAUGUGUUUAUAUGCAGAAUCGCAACCAGCCUGAAGCAAAACCAUGUGCAAUUGGUUUGUUCUAAACUGUAUAUGAUGUACAAACUAAUAAACAGUUCAACGAGGA